CACAGACAAGCAGAACAAAGCAAACCAAGAGAGACACUAACCUAGUUUACGAGUUACUCAAAACAAUGUCUGUAAAGGUGGUUUAUUGCUCGGUAUGUGUCAUGGCUUUGCUUGUUUCGGCACUGGCGGAAAGCCAUGCAAAUGAAGUCUCCUGCCCGCAAGCCGUGGCACUGCUGACUCCUUGCUUAGCUUAUCUGACGGGCCAAGCGAGUCAUGUGACGGUCCCGUGUUGCCAGGGCGCUAAUACUCUGAAAGAUAUGGUUAAGACUAAGUCCGACAUCAAAAGCACGUGCGAGUGCCUCAAGAAGGCUGCGGCCGCCGCGCAUGUUAUUACCGACAGAGCUAAGGCGCUUCCCGGGUUAUGCCAUAUCCAGACCCCCCUGCCCAUUGAUCCUAAUGUGGACUGUAGCAGUCUUUUGCAGGAUCUGCUUCGUGUCUGAUUGAAGUGAGGGAGAAGCAGAGAUGCAUGUCAGACAAUUAUGCAGAGAUCCGCAAGUCCGAAUUAGAGAGAAUAAUAUAAAGGAUGGAGCCGCAUGUAAUAAUAUAUAGUAGUCUGCGGUUUAAGAAUAUGGAUGACUAUAUAUAUGUAUGCAGCGAUGAACAAACUAUGCUGAAAGGAAAAAUAUGAAAUAUUUUGUUCUUAAAACGAAAAUGUUUAUAUAGUUAUAUUGUUUGAGCG
This is a messenger RNA of Sesamum indicum (sesame), 679 nucleotides long. RefSeq names its product non-specific lipid-transfer protein 1. NCBI's taxonomy places the organism in Eukaryota, Viridiplantae, Streptophyta, Magnoliopsida, Lamiales, Pedaliaceae. Gene Ontology annotation, molecular function: lipid binding. Gene Ontology annotation, biological process: lipid transport. The record is from RefSeq and is a predicted model, not a curated record.